AUGAUGAAAGGUGUACAAGGAAAGAAGCUCUUAUGGACCAACAUUCUGUGCAUCCUUAUACUUCAAUGCCUUGAUCUCACAACCGGUGCUAAGGUUCCCGCAAUCAUAGUAUUUGGGGACUCCUCCGUGGAUGCAGGAAACAACAACUUCAUAUCAACUGUUGCUCGCAGCAACUUCCAGCCGUAUGGACGCGAUUUCAUGGGCGGGAAGCCAACGGGGAGAUUCAGCAACGGAAGAAUCGCAACUGAUUUUUUAUCAGAAGCAUUUGGAAUCAAACCGUAUAUACCAGCAUACUUGGACACUAGCUAUAACAUCUCACAGUUUGCUACUGGUGUCACUUUUGCUUCGGCUGCUACGGGAUAUGACAACGCCACUUCAGAUGUCUUGUCUGUUAUACCAUUAUGGAAGCAAUUGGAGUACUACAAGGAGUACCAAAAAAAGCUAGGUGCCUAUCUUGGAGGAAAAAAGGCGAAAGAGACAAUUGCGAAAGCAGUUUACAUAAUAAGUCUAGGAACAAAUGAUUUUCUAGAGAAUUACUACACAAUUCCUGGUAGGGCAUCUCAAUAUACACCAAGAGAGUAUCAGAAUUUUCUAGCUGGAAUAGCUGAAAAUUUUGUUCAUAAACUUUAUGGUCUUGGUGCUAAGAAAAUAUCCUUAGGAGGUUUACCUCCAAUGGGAUGCUUGCCUUUGGAGAGAACCACAAAUUUUGCUGGUGGGAAUGAUUGUGUGUCUAAUUACAAUAACAUUGCGUUGGAGUUCAAUGAUAAACUUAAUAAGUUGACCGUGAAACUGAAGAAGGACCUUCCUGGGAUCAGAUUGGUGUUUUCGAAUCCGUAUGAUAUUUUGCUCAGUGUUGUUAAAAAGCCAGCACAAUAUGGGUUUCAAGUGACUUCGAUGGCGUGUUGUGCUACUGGAAUGUUUGAGAUGGGAUAUGCAUGCAGCAGGGCUAGUAUUUUCAGUUGUAUGGAUGCUUCUAGAUAUGUAUUUUGGGACUCAUUUCAUCCAACAGAGAAAACAAAUGGCAUUGUUGCAAACUACUUGAUGAAGAAUGCAUUAGCUCAGCUUUUCCACUAG
Molecule: messenger RNA, 1074 nt
Organism: Lathyrus sativus (Indian pea)
Lineage: Eukaryota; Viridiplantae; Streptophyta; Magnoliopsida; Fabales; Fabaceae
Source: the annotation of a GenBank genome assembly